Molecule: messenger RNA, 420 nt
Organism: Penicillium malachiteum
Lineage: Eukaryota; Fungi; Ascomycota; Eurotiomycetes; Eurotiales; Aspergillaceae
Exons: 1
Coding region: 1-420 (139 amino acids)
Source: RefSeq, a predicted model, not a curated record
AUGGCUGCUGAAGCGUCUACCACCAUCAAUGGUGGUGCCUCUAAGUCUCUUGCCGCCAUGUUGGAGGAACAGCAUGCUGAGAACCAUCACGCCACCGUUGAGGAAACCGUUGAUGAGGAGGAUCUCAAGCACAUCGCCCCAUCUUCUAUCGUGAACGAUCAACCUCUGGCUCCUGUCCUUACUGCGGUGUCUGAAUCCACCACACCGGCGGAGUCGACCACCCCACCCCCCGUUUCUAAGCCUGUGGUGAAGAAGGCCCCCGCGUUUGACGUUCAGUCAGAUGAGCUCUUCCCAGCUCUGGGAAGUGGUCCCAAGCCUGCUGCACCUGCUGCAGCCACGUGGGGUGCAAAGAAGCCCUCCGCAGCUGCGGCUGUUGCCCAUGGUCAACCCGCGAAGUCAAUGGGUAAGUUAACAUUCUAA